Messenger RNA from Cryptotermes secundus, 4778 nucleotides. RefSeq names its product centrosomal protein of 131 kDa. Gene Ontology annotation, biological process: intraciliary transport involved in cilium assembly; cilium assembly; regulation of centrosome duplication. Gene Ontology annotation, cellular component: centriolar satellite. Lineage: Eukaryota; Metazoa; Arthropoda; Insecta; Blattodea; Kalotermitidae. Bases 131 to 4216 code for a protein of 1361 amino acids. The record is from RefSeq and is a predicted model, not a curated record. The transcript is spliced from 16 exons.
AGACCACAAGAGCACCUGCAAUGUUGUAAACAAUAUGGCGUUCUAAGGAUAAGUUUUUUGAAAUUGCAUUGAAUAUUUCUUUAUUUGAGAAAGGCUACAAAUUUUCUUACAGGCUCCCAAAGCCAGAAGAAUGUUACACACAGACAGAAUUAGUGGUAACCCCCAUUCUGUUAAACCGUGUAGUGCACAAGCUGUGUCAUCACUCUGUCUAAGAAAGAGCAACCAGAAACCUGACCUGCAACUAACUGGCUCUCAGAUUCAUCUUAAAAGUCGCCCGAAUUCUGGCAGUGGAAAAACAAGUUUUCGUUCUGUGUCAGUGUCUGAUAUUCAUUCAAGACGACCAAUGUCUGCUGUGCCUGCAUUUAGGCAUCAGGAUGUGAAUGGAGCUGGUGAAAGGAAGCGGUCACAAUCUGUUGAUAACCCAUACUUCCCUGUAGGUCAUGUGAUGUCAAGUUCAGCAACAUCUGACUGUGAUGAAAGAUUGGGAAGAAUUCUGCAUACAAAAUGGGAUAGUCCUCAUCAGAGGAAGAAGCUUGCUGCGAAACUGCCUGUACUGGGUGAAAAUAUUCAUAACUGUGUAAAACAAGAUAUACCUUCUGACAAGCAUACGAAUCAUAAUAAUCUCACAGCAGUGGAUUGUCAAUUUGGUACAACACACACACUGCGAUCUUCUCAGCUUCUUGACUGUCUUGCAUCUAAACCCUUAGGAUGUACAUGGACAGAAUCUGAGUUAAAAGAGUGUUGUGAAGAACUUGGAAUUACAAAUUAUUUUUGUAACAGUUAUGAUCAUGAAAGUUCGAGCAGUGAUUGCUCCAAUAGUCACUGCCAUUCAGGCACAAGUCUUGGAGAGCAAAUAAUAGCAAUGGCUCAAGAUCCACAGCCAGCAGAAUUGCCUUGUACACUCCCUCUUGAACUAGGACUUGUGAGCGAACCACUUUCAUCAGAGAAUAUUACACAUGUAGCUGGGUCCUUAGAGAAGCUAAUACAUAGUAGAGACAAGUUUCUUGACAUUGAUGUAAGUGCUGGUGACAUUCUGUUUGGAAAGUUAAAUCAUGUUUGUUGUCUAACUGACAAGCCACAGUAUCUGAGUGAAUCUACCUAUUUUGGGGAAAAAUAUAUAUCAGUUUCUGGUGAACCAGAUGGUAACAACAGUCAUGCAUGUAGCAUUAAAAUGUUGGUGCCUCUGGUUUCUCCACAUGAGAAUGAGAUGUUUCAAGGAGACUCCAUUGAUGGUGUUCUUGAGGAUAUGAUUAUUACACAGAAGUGUUCAAUGUUAAAGAAUGAAAUUCCCAUGAACGCACAGUAUUCAUCUCAGUAUAAGGAGGAAAGACAGAAUUUGAAUGAACAGUGUCAAAAUGUUUUAAAACUAAAACAUCUUUGUACACAAAAUCCAACAGUUUUAAGCAGGACACUUAAUGCAAUUGAUGAUGUUUCCAGUCAUGUAGGAGACAUUAAAGUUCAGCAUUUGUUUCCCGACUCAGUAUGUGAAGACAGUAGAGUUCCAGAUUCUCUUAUAUGUGAAACUGAAAGGGAAACUGACCUACUUCAAAUGAAUCUGGCAAGGGAAGAGUGUAAUUUUGACUGUUCUGACAGCAGUGAAGAUGUUGGUAUUGAGCCUACUUAUGGAAAUGACAUCAAAACAGUGUAUUCUGGCAGUCUAAAAAGAGAAGAAUUGAAUUUGGAGUGUUUGGUACUGGGAGACAUUGAUGAACAUGAUGGUUCAUCAAGCAUAAGGAGUAGUGGAAGUGACGCAAAGUGUUCUGUAUCUAACAGGCAUGUGAAUAUAGGGAAACAAGGUGAAAUUUCUCACUUGGAUCUGGAAACAGAAAACAAUUCACUGCUUCCUGAUCAGAGACCAGAAGAUGAAACUGAUGGUGAACUGUUAGAAAAACCCUCUGCACAGAGGGGAUUUGAAGGAAAUAAUAAUGUUCCACAUAACAACAUGUGCAAUGACAGCAAAUCAGAGGAAAGUGACAAAUCUGGAGACCUAAAUACUAAAGGUUCUUUAGGUUCAUCAGCCAAAGGAACAGAGGCAUCAUGGCUGAAUACACAAAUGGAAAGCCCAGCACAUCAGCAGUUUCUCCAUACCCCAGCAGAAUCUGCACAGGCACUUAAAACUGAUUUAGCUUUACAGUUAAAUUUAACACAUGAAAAUGUGGGACAUGAUGUACUUGAGAAAAGCAAUGUAUCUUUUCUGCUGGAUCAAAGAAAUGUAUUGUCUUCACCUCAGACUUUAGAUCUGAAUUUAUCUACUGUUGGAACUUCAGGAAACUCAACUUAUGAUGACAUUGUCACAAUACUUAAGGUCUUGGAGGAAGAACAAACAUGUUCUUUACCCAAAUUGGAUGGCUUAAAAUUGUCUCCUAACAGUGAAAUGCCAUGUAGUAAAAUAUUUCCGAAGACAAAUGAGGUGGAUGGCAGACAGAAUGCUUCAGUCACCAGUGGAAAACUGUGUGAAAUUCUGACAUAUCUUGACGAAGUGGAACAUUAUUGUGAUGCAACGUUAGUAUCUUCAAAGAAUCAACUCCAAGCUGUAAAAGAUUCUACACGAAAUAAUGAGCUUAAGCUGACAACAGUGCCAAGAAUGGAGGAACUACUAAACUUAAGCACAGUAGACUUGUCUCAUCAAGUCCUUACACUUCAACUCCAGCUUGAGGAGAAAAGUAACAGUAUUAACUUAUUGCAAGAGACACUGAAUCAACAGCGAGAGCUCACAGUCCGCAACACAAGGAAUGCUGACCGUGACAUGAAGACAAGACUGCGUGGGCAGAAGGAAGAAUAUGAAGCCACUAUUGCCCGUCACCAAAAGUUCAUUGAUCAGUUGAUAGCUGAUAAAAAGAAUUUGAGUGAAAAAUAUGAAAGUCUGGUCUUGGAAUUGAAGAAGUCUGAAGAAUAUCAUACAAACACUUUGAAAGCAGUGGAUGAGCGCCAUUCUGUAGAGUUACAGAGAGCACGAGAAAUGCAUGCAGCUGCUGAGAAGCUCAACAGAAAAAGAUGGAUUGAUAACAAGACACAGAGGAUUAAGGAGAUGACAGUGAAAAGUCUAGAGCCAGAACUUCAGAGGAUGAAUAUAAGGCAUCAGCAAGAGCUAUCAGACUUAAGAUUGUUACAUAAGCAGGAAUUGGAUGAACUUGAAUUGCGGGCCACUCGGAAGACAGCUCAACAGAUGGAACAGCUCAGAGACAAACUCACUGCAGAAAAGGAAGAAGCACUAGCUAAAGAGAAGGAAUUUCUUAGGCAGAGAAUUGAGAAACAAGCAGAGCAAGAGGAAUUAGAGUACCAAGCACGACGACGUAGGUUAUUAGCAGAAAUCCACAGAGAGAAAGAAAGACUUACAGAAGAAGAGAGAAGAAUUAGUGAACAAUUGGAGGAAACUAAACAGAAUUUAUCUAGAGAAAAUGCUAAGGUUAUAGAAAGGCUGAAACAAGAGUAUCAGGAAACAGUGGAAGAAUAUACAAGGAGGCAUCAGAAUGAAAUUAAAUCUCUUAAAGAGGCAUUAGAAAUUGAGAAAGAAGCUUGGAUAAACAGCUAUAAGAAAGACCAAGCAACAUAUAUUUCUCGGCUAGAAUCAGAGAUAAGGAACCAAUGUAAAAGAGAGCGUGAUAAAGAUAUUGAACUUGUAAUAGAGAGGCUGGAAGCUGAAGCAACACAAAGUAAGACUGAAUUGGAACAAGCCACGGACAACAGGCUGAGACGAUUAAAAGAGAAAUUUGAUGCUGAAAUCAAGGACUUGGAAUUGUCAGAGAAAGCAAUUAAAACCAAGUAUAAUGAGGCAAAGGGUAAAUUAGUUGAGAAAGAAGAUGAGGUAAUUAAUUUAAAAGCCAAUGCCAGGCAGUUACAAAAGGAACUGGAAGAAGCAAGGAAGAUCAUUGACAAAUUGUCUGCAGAACGUGCAGAACUCAAGGAAAUCGUUCGUAAAGAGGUUAUGAAUCAGGUGACUGCUGCAGAGCAGGAGAAUAUCAGACUGAGAGAAGAAAUGGCAGAACUGAGAAUGAGACACAAGCUGGAACUUUCUGGCAAAGACGAUGAGGUAGCAAGAAGAAUGGCAGAUAAAGAAAGGCAGCUGCAGCAAGUCUAUAGCAGGGUGAAGGUGGUAGUGACUAAAAGAGAUGAAACUGUCCAGAAUCUUAAGUCACAAUAUGAAUCAGCAUUAGAUCGCUGCAGCCACUUAGAAGAACUUCUUGAGCAACAGAGGCGAGAUUUCUUACUUAAGUAGUAGUAGAUGUCAGUGCAGUUCUGUUGAAUUGGGUUGUUUAAAGUGUAUUUAAUGAACAUAUGAAGGCAAAUCAAAAAGUCUUUGACCCUAUUUUUUUUUCAGCCACAAUAAUACACAUACAAAGAACUCAAAAUACAGGCAGUGUUCUAAGUACCUUUGACUAUUUUUCCACAUCGUCACCACCCUAGUUCAGGCAUUUGUCUCAUCGCACCACUAGUUUGGAGAUGCCGCUGUUUUAGAAUUCAGCCAGUUGAGCACGGGCGGUUUUCAGGUCGUCAUCGAAAAUGAACCUCUGGCCUACCAGGAACUUCUUCAGUGGACCAAACACAUGGAAAUCACUGGAGGCGAAGUCUGAACUAUAUGGUGCAUGCUCCAUAAUCUCCCAUCCAAAUGACUCCAGUCACACCUGGAGAUUCUCGUGGACAACGUGGUUCUCCUCCAUGACAACACCAGGCCUCAUGUGACAAACAGGACCGCCUCCUGACCAAUCAAAUUCUACAACAGCGGCAUCUCCAAACUAGUGGUGUGAUGGGACAAAUGCCUGAAUCAGGGUGGUGACUAU